This is a messenger RNA of Besnoitia besnoiti, 351 nucleotides long. RefSeq lists its product as uncharacterized. NCBI's taxonomy places the organism in Eukaryota, Apicomplexa, Conoidasida, Eucoccidiorida, Sarcocystidae. The transcript has 2 exons. The record is from RefSeq and is a predicted model, not a curated record. The coding region runs from base 1 to 351 and encodes 116 amino acids.
AUGAGUCUUCGGACUCCGGCGCUUCCGGCGGACUUCGCCUACUUCGCAGCGUGGUACGGCCGCGUGCCCUCGUUCGCCGACCUGGCUGACUCGGGCUACAAGCUCUCUUGCGCAGACGAGUGGUUUUCCUGGAGAAUCGCAAACCUCAACUCGCUCUACCUCACGCGAAUUCACCACGCCGAUCAUCAGCUCGCCCGCGUCUGGCUGGAGGGCCUCGACGAUGUGAUGUUUUGCCACCGCCUGAAGCGAUUGCCUGUGGAAGAGCGGCCGGCGAGCAUGCAGCAGAGAUUCCGUCUCAAGUAUCCGCUCAACGACGUAUGGACUUACCGCGACCUUCCGCCCCAUGCGUAG